AUGUCAGGCGAGACGCUCGACGUGGUGCUGUCAAGCGGCUUCCUGGCAUUUGCAAACCACAGCGGCUUUCUGCAGGCAGUCGAAGAGGCGGGCGUCCAUGUUUCGGGCAUCAUGGGGACCAGUGCGGGCGCCCUGGCAGGCUCGCUUUAUGCUGCCGGUUACACCCCUCUUGAGGUCGCGCAGCACCUGCGCGCCUCGCCGCCGUUCCAGCUGCUCAAGCCCAGCCUGCAGCCGUGGCGCGGCGGCCUGCUGUCCCUGGACGCGGUCGUGGAGCGCCUCGCGCAGCUGCUGCCGCCGACCUUUGAGGAGCUGGAUCGGGACUUUGCAGUGGGGGUGGUGACCGCGGAGGGCGAGCACGUGCUGAUCGACUCGGGGCCGCUGCCCGAGGCGGUUGCGGCGUCGGCGGCGAUCCCCUUCGUGUUUUCCUCUGUAGACGUCCCAGGCCGCUACUCUGGGCUCAAGGACGGCGGCGUGGUCGACAGGAUCGGCCUGAAGGCCUGGCGCGACCGCCGCCGCCGCCAGUCCCUCGGCAGCCCCCUCUCCCCCGCCGCCGGCCGCGUCGCCGCCGCGCGCCCGCCGCCGUGCGUUGUGCACGUCAUCCAGCGCAGCUCGCCCUUCAGCGGCGCCGACGACCCCGCGGCGACGGGCGAGUCCGAGGUCCACGUCGUCAGAUCUCCAAAGUCGGGGGUGAACUUCUUCGACCUCGGGAACUUCGACGCGCAGUUCGAGGCCGCGCGGCGGCGCGCGCUGUGGCAGCUGCAGCAGAUGGAUCGUCCAUCGGCAGCGGCGGCGGCGGCGGCAGCGGCUGCAGCGGCGGCAGGCAUGCCGGCCGCGCCGCCGGCAGGCGCAGCAGGGGACUUCCUGGGCGCCCCCGUGCCGUUGGCUGUCGCGAUGCAGAGGGCUGCUGCGCUGCGGGGCGCGGCCGUGGUGUUGGCGCGCCGCUCAGAGACUGGCGCGGGCACAACGCUGCGAGUUGCUCGGCGGCUCUUUCAGGGGGCAGCGCCGCGAGCGCCCUGA
This is a messenger RNA of Monoraphidium neglectum, 1017 nucleotides long. RefSeq lists its product as hypothetical. The transcript has 4 exons. Bases 1 to 1017 code for a protein of 338 amino acids. Gene Ontology annotation, biological process: lipid metabolic process. The record is from RefSeq and is a predicted model, not a curated record. NCBI's taxonomy places the organism in Eukaryota, Viridiplantae, Chlorophyta, Chlorophyceae, Sphaeropleales, Selenastraceae.